Molecule: messenger RNA, 1866 nt
Organism: Penicillium verhagenii
Lineage: Eukaryota; Fungi; Ascomycota; Eurotiomycetes; Eurotiales; Aspergillaceae
Product: ferric reductase family protein
Exons: 6
Coding region: 1-1866 (621 amino acids)
Biological process (GO): iron ion transport; intracellular iron ion homeostasis; copper ion import
Cellular component (GO): plasma membrane
Molecular function (GO): ferric-chelate reductase activity
Source: RefSeq, a predicted model, not a curated record
AUGAUGGACAUGAGUAUGGCCAUGAAGGGAGGAGGGAUUCCCUGGCUGAGAAACCCGUUGUCGCUUCACUCCUCCCGUGCAGAUACCUGCAAGCUGUCCGCCGAGCAGUGUGCUUAUCGCAGCGGUCAUUGGCGGUAUUGGUAUCAAGCUGACCAUGUGUACGCGUUGGCUACUGUCUACUUCUGUUGUGCCGUGAUCGGAUUAUUCACCCUCUCCAACUUCCUUGUUCGAUACUCUCCAGACUGGGUUAAGCGGACUCGAGUAUGGCGUGCGACUACUUCUGUGUCCCGGUACCUGUCUUAUCGUGGAUACGGACUCCCAAAGAUGCGAUACUGGACCCCCUCCUUGGGAGUUUUGUUGCUAGGCCUCGUGGGAAUGGGCUUCUUCCUCGGAAUGACACUCGGCCCGCAACCUUAUUACUGGCCGACGACUGCGAACUUUGGAAGUAGUCCCCCGAUUGCUACUCGAGCGGGGUGGAUGGCUCUCGCAUUGAUGCCGUUUGUCCUUGCUCUGAGCGUCAAGUCUAACAUGAUAUCUGCACUGACUGGUAUUUCCCAUGAAAAGUUGCAAGUCUUUCACCACUGGACCAGCUACGCCAUGUUUGCUUUAGCUCUGGUUCACACUUUCCCAUUCAUCGUUUUUCAUGUGUGGAAGGGGGAUAUGAUGAAGGCAUGGAAGACCGGCGUUGAGUACUGGACGGGAGUCGUUGCACUCAUUGCACAGACUUAUCUAACCAUAAUGUCCUUGCCAGCUAUUCGAAAUCGAUUCUAUGAGUUCUUCAAAGCUACACACAUGAUUGCGGCUGUCGUUUUUAUCGUUUUCUUUUUCCUCCAUUGCAAUUCUACUCUUUCCUCAUGGGACUACUUCAUCGCCACGGGUGUCAUCUAUUUACUGUGCAUAUUCGCUUCUCAGGCCCGUACUUACCUGAUCAACGGUCUGCACACAGCAACCCUCGAGGUCCUCCCCAGUGGUCUUCUCCGCGUUGCGGUCCCAACCGUCAUGAACUGGACACCAGGCCAACACGUUUUCGUACGAUUCUUGACAUCUGACUUACAUCUACUCACCGCACACCCCUUUACCAUCUCUUCCGUCUGUCGAGACCCCGACGAAACCGGAAAAGCAUCCGAGAUAAUAUUCUAUAUCAAGGCGCGUGGAGGCGUGACUGGCCGAUUAGCAGCAAUUGCCACCAAGAACCCAGGUUGCUCGAAAAAGAUUCUGAUUGAAGGACCCUACGGAGGCGUCAGCGCACACCACAUGGCCCGUUUCGAUACCCUUCUAGUAAUCGCCGGCGGUUCGGGAGGUGGAUUUUCUCUCGCAAUGGUUGACGAAGCCCUACGCCUCUCCGAAAUGGAGGCAAAAGAAAGCAAGAACUCCGAGCACGGAGGUCGCCGUAAUCUGCAGGUCGUGUUUUCAACCAGAGACACCGCCAUAGCAGACUGGUAUGCUGCAGAGAUCGAAUCACGCCUUUCCCAUUCCACGACUCUGUCUUCGGACCCCGACAAUGGGUACGAGACUGCAGUUUCCGUACAUACUACGUGCCGGGUCAACACGGCCUCAUCUUCGCCUUCAAUUGGCUAUGAGAAGGACCCGAGCAAACUGCCUCCUACGGAGAUCACGACAACGGGAACUUUUAGCUUGAACGUCCACCGCAAUGCCCGUCCUGAUAUUCCUGGUCUCGUUGCACGUACUGUGGCGGUGGGAGAUGCGCAGGGACGACGGGUGGGGAAGAAGCAGCGGAUCGGCGUGCUUGCUUGUGGUCCUGCUUCUAUGCUUCAUGAUACUCGCAACGCGGCAGCUCUCGCUCAGACCCGCGCCCUAGGCGGAGAGGUUGAGGAGCUGUAUCUGCACUCUGAGCCUUUUGCGUAA